This is a messenger RNA of Notolabrus celidotus (New Zealand spotty), 2431 nucleotides long. RefSeq names its product calpain-1 catalytic subunit-like. The transcript is spliced from 22 exons. Gene Ontology annotation, molecular function: calcium-dependent cysteine-type endopeptidase activity; calcium ion binding. Gene Ontology annotation, cellular component: cytoplasm. The record is from RefSeq and is a predicted model, not a curated record. The coding region runs from base 90 to 2252 and encodes 720 amino acids. NCBI's taxonomy places the organism in Eukaryota, Metazoa, Chordata, Actinopteri, Labriformes, Labridae. Gene Ontology annotation, biological process: proteolysis.
CUCAGACUGGACUCCCAGAUCUCCCUUCUUGUUGAGAAUCAGCAGUUGUCUUGCAGUUGCCUUGCAGCCUGUCUAGAGCUCUUGUCAUCAUGCCUGGAUCUUGCACCUCAAUCAUCAACCUGCGCUACCAGGAUGGCAGCGAGGGGAGCGCCAGCAACCCCGCUAGAUUCAACAGCCAGGACUUUACCCAUCUGAGGGACAGCUAUGUCCGCAGAGGGAGUCUGUUUGUGGACAACACCUUUGCACCUAACAACUCCUCUCUGGGGGACCUGCCCGGUAUGCCCAGCUGGCGUGAAGAUGAAGUGCAGUGGCUUCGUCCAAAAGACAUCAUGGCAUUGUCAAACAACUCUGAUGAGCCUGUUUUCUGCAGCAAAGGUGCCUCAAGGUUUGACUUUGGUCAAGGCCAAGUGGGUAACUGCUGGUUCCUGGCUGCAAUUUCUGCCCUGACUUUCCAUAAAACCCUGAUGGUGCAGGUUGUGCCCAUGGACCAGUCCUUCAAGAAGUAUGCAGGAAUCUUCCACUUCAGGUUCUGGAGGUUUGGCAAGUGGGUGGAUGUUGUCAUUGAUGACCACCUGCCAGUCAUUGACAACAGGCCCCUGUCUGUGAGCUCCAAGAGUGGCAACGAGUUCUGGGCUCCUCUGUUGGAGAAAGCAUACGCCAAGGUGUGUGGUUCAUACGCUGACAUGCAUGCUGGCCUGUCAUCAGAGGCCUGCAAGGAUUUCAGUGGAGGCGUGGCCAUGACUUACGAGCUCAAUAAGACCCAUGAUCGGAAUCACACAGACAAGAUUUGGCUUUCACUCAGCAAUGCCACCGGCUGCAACUCCAUGAUUUGCUGCGGGACUCCCCAGAAAGGAGGUAGGCUGGUGAACACCAUUGGGGACACUGGAUUGGUGGAUGCUCAUGCCUAUUCUGUCACAGCAGUCACUGAGGUCGAGUAUUACGGCUCCAAAGUGAGGCUGGUGAGAGUCAUGAACCCAUGGGGCCAAACAGAGUGGAAAGGAGACUGGAGUGACAAGUCAGACAAGUGGAACGGUGUGAGCUCACUAGAUCGGGAGAGGUGCUUCGACCGUGACGAUGGAGAGUUCUGGAUUGAGCUGGAGGACUUCUGUCGCUUCUUCCUGUUGCUGUUCAUCUGCUGCGAGAACCCUAACUUCAUUGACGGAGACCUGUCUUGCCAGUGGCAGUCCAUGAGUUAUGACGGCAGCUGGAUAGCAGGGAAAACUGCAGGCGGCAGCCGUUCUAGCUCUUCCUAUUAUACAAAUCCUCAGUACCGAAUGCAGGUGACUAAAAUCGAUGACACAGAGAAGGAGGACAAGAACCUUUAUUUGUCCCUGAUGCAGAAACCUAAGCUGCAGAAUCGCAGAGAGCAGAAGAACAGAUCCGACCCCAUUGCACUUGCUAUCUACCAGGUUCCAGAAGGGACACCAGCAGGUCGCCUGUCAAGGGACUUCUUUGAUAGAAACAGGUCCAUAGGCACGGUACAGAACUACACCCACAGCAGGGAGAUGGUUGAGGAGUACAGUGUGCAGCCCGGGGAGUACGUCAUCGUCCCCUUCACAAUGAAGCCCUACCUGAACGGCGAAUACGUUCUCACAGUCUACUCCAAGUCUGAGGCCAAGAUCACCCCCCAUGAUAAACACGAUGACGAUGACCAUGACCAUGACCAUGACCAUGACCACGACCACGAGGAGAAGGACAAGGAGAACCUGAUCCUUCCAGAGACACCAACUGACAAAAAGGACAAGGACGACGUUAAAGAUUCCGUUCAUGCCCUUUUCAGCCGCUAUGCCGAUCAGAGAGGUGAGCUCAGUGCCUAUCAACUCCGGAAACUCAUGAAUGAUCAAUUCCCUCGUGGAUCCAAAUAUGGCUUUGGUUUUGACACCUGCAGGAGCAUGAUUGCCUUAGUGGAUACCGACCAAAACAGGAGGAUGAGCAUCGUUGAAUUCAGGAGCCUGUGGACAAAGGUCCAAGAAUUCAAGGUUCACUUUGACCGCGCAGAUCUGAAUGAGAACGGAACCCUGUCUGACUACGAGGUCCAGAAGGCAAUUGAACAUGCAGGACUGAGCACAAACGACACCAUGGUGAGGUUGAUGAUUUACCGUUACUCUGGCUUCUCUUCCACCACCAUGGAGGACUUCAUCACUAUCAUGUUGCGCCUGCAGAAGUCAUCAAACAUCUUCAAGGACAAGUCCUCUGAUGGAGUGAUCGUCUUGUCCUGGGACGAGUGGUCCAACAACUUCAUGUACAACUAAAAACCCAGCUGACACAGGAGCACAGGAGACGCACGGACAAAGGAAGAGUCCUGUAACCAAUCACUGCUGUUAUUAAAUUUAACGUCUACCUGUGCACAACCUGUAAAGCAAAACCUGUAACACGUUACUGUGAUCAAGUGAUCUGUGUGAAAUAAACGUUGUUACUCUUUGAAACAUGA